Messenger RNA from Lolium rigidum, 1708 nucleotides. RefSeq names its product F-box protein At5g03100-like. Lineage: Eukaryota; Viridiplantae; Streptophyta; Magnoliopsida; Poales; Poaceae. The transcript is spliced from 5 exons. Gene Ontology annotation, molecular function: protein binding. The record is from RefSeq and is a predicted model, not a curated record. Bases 162 to 1622 code for a protein of 486 amino acids.
UCCAAACCGGUAGGGGGAACCAUAUAAUCUCCGCAGCUCCGAAGACAGGGGAGGGCGUCGAUCUGGGUUCACCAAAUCGCCAAUCUACGACUCCUCCUCACACAGCCGCCGGCCAGCACCAGUUAGCAGCAGGUCUGCAGCAGCAGCUCACGCGAAAAAACAUGUCGAGCAGGUGCCAACACCCUGCAAACAGGAGAUCAGCUGUUUCGUCAUCGGACAUAUGUACUGCUAAAAGAAGCCGAUCUGAGCCUCUUAUCGGUAGUCUUCCUGAGGGUAUUAUGCAUGAUAUAGUAUCAAGGCUGACGCUGAAGGAUGCUGUCAGGACCAGUUCCGUGUCGACAACCUGGAGACGACUGUGGACAUGCCAUCCCGACUUAUGCUUCGACGGUCCUACGAUCCUGAACCGCGAGCCCGGCAGCAGGAGCAGGAGAAGGAGGCACAGGUUCAUCCGGCGUGUCAAUGCUAUCUUGGAAUCCCACGACGGUACAAGGCUAAGGAGGUUUAAGAUUGCGUUUACUCUCGACAUAAGGCACGCGAAAUAUCUGGAUCAAUGGCUCAAUUUCGCGCUCGAUUCGAAGGCGUCUAUAAUUUCUGUUAAUUUGCGCCCGGUGUUGCACAAGGGUUCUGUAAGGUCUUGGGAGGAAACAUACACCUUGCCGGUUAGUAUGUUUAGCAGUCAGUGUGCAUCUUGCAUCGAGAUGCUUCAGCUUGGCUGUGUGUCUUUGAAGCCACCCCACGAUUUCGAUGGUUUUGCAAACCUUAGGGUGCUGGAUCUCGAGUGUGUUUACAUGUUGGGAGGAAAUCUUGAUCUGCUGUUGUCAAAGUGCAAUGCAUUGGAGUGUUUGCGCUUGAGCCGUUGUUGCCCGAUGCCUAAUCUGAAAGUGCAGCAACCACUCUGCCGGCUAAGUUAUUUAUCUGUUCGGGAGUGUCUGCCGCAGGGUAUGGAAUUCAAUGCUCCCAAUCUAACGAAAUUUGACUAUUCGGGUGAGGCCAUACCCAUUACACUCAGUGAAUCCAUGAAGUUAACACAAGCCACCGUGGCGCUCAUGGGGUAUGACGACACUCUUGAACAUGUCUUAACUGAACUUCCGAAGACCCUGUCUCAUGUGGAGACACUGUCUGUGAGAACUUGCAUAAACACUGAGGUGUUUGGAUUUUCAAGAUGUCUGGUAAAGUACAAUCAUUUGAUAAAACUGGAGGUGACUGUAAGUAUUCUGGGUGACUCAAGAAACCGAAAUGGGAUUCUUCGUUUAGCUAAUCUUCUAGAGGUGGCCCCUCACCUGCAAAGGCUCGAGUUAAAUAUGCUUCCACAUGUGUCGACGGGCUUUUUAAACAAUGUACCUGAAGCUUACUGGCACAUUCAGCCAUGCACCCACCGUCAUCUUGAGCAGGUCGAGGUUUCAGGGUUUAUCGGCGUAAAUGGUCAGCUUGAGCUGGUAUUGUACAUCCUUGACAAUGCGGUGGCUCUGAGGGGCAUGUCCAUAGAACCGAGGGUGACAGCAUAUGAUCGUGUCUUUGGAUACUGGGCAGGGUUAGAUAUUGACAUAAAAAGAGGCAGGGAAUGUGUCUUGAAGAACAUUUUGCCUGAAGACUACCCUGAUGUGCAGAUUGAGAUCUUCUGAAGGGCCUUGAAGCUUUGUUUGUUUGUUUAUUUGUGUACAUAUUCCAGGAGCUUAGUAAUCUAAGAAAAUUUCAGCAAUCGUAUUUA